GCGGGGCCUAAGUAGGAGGUGGGGGUGUGUGUGUUAGCGUGGCGUUAUUAGUCGCCUGCGUAGUUUAUGGGGAUGGAAAUGGACCCGUUGCUCCACGCCUUGAGUUAUUUCAGGCGGAGGAAAUUCCAACUCUGUUCGGAUCUGUGUUCCCAGGUGCUGGAAAAGGAGCCUGGCGAUCAGGCUGCAUGGUGUUUAAAAAUGCGAGCAUUGACGGAAAUGGUUUAUGUGGAUGAAAUUGAAGUGGAUCAGGAAGGCAUAGCUGAAAUGAUGCUGGAUGAAAAUGCAAUUGCACAAGUUGCACGACCUGGUACUUCACUUAAAAUGCCUGGAACUGGUAAUGGUGCUGGGCCUAGCAAGGCUAUCAGGCCAGUGACACAAACAGGGCGACCCCUGACAGGUUUUGUACGACCCAGCACGCAGGCUGGGAGACCAGGUAGCAUUGAACAAGCCUUAAAGACUCCAAGAACUGCUCACACUGCCCGUCCAAUGACUAGUGCUUCAGGGAGAUAUGUCAGGCUUGGAACAGCCUCCAUGCUCACUAAUCCUGAUGGUCCUUUCAUAAAUAUAUCUAAACUGAAUUUAAAUAAUUAUGCUCAAAAACCAAAGUUGGCAAAGGCUUUGUUUGAAUACAUUUUUCAUCAUGAGAGUGAUGUUAAGAAUGCUUUAGAUUUGGCAGCAUAUGCCACACAGUAUGCCCAAUUCAAGGACUGGUGGUGGAAAGUGCAAAUUGGGAAGUGUUAUUACAGAUUAGGAUUAUACCGUGAAGCAGAAACACAGUUUAAAUCAGCUCUCAGACAACAAUAUAUGGUAGAUACAGUACUGUACUUGGCAAAAGUAUAUUCCCGCUUGGAUCAGCCUUUGACAGCUUUAAAUGUUUUCAAACAAGGUUUAGAACGAUUUCCUGGAGAAGUUUUCCUCCUUUGUGGCAUGGCCAGGAUUCAUGAGGAAAUGAACAACAUUUCUACGGCUGCAGAAUACUAUAAAGAUGUCUUAAAACAAGAUAAUACCCAUGUGGAAGCCAUUGCAUGCAUUGCAAGUAAUCAUUUUUACUCUGACCAGCCAGAGAUAGCUCUACGUUUUUAUAGGCGACUCCUGCAGAUGGGCAUUUAUAAUAGCCAACUCUUUAACAAUCUAGGCCUUUGCUGUUUCUAUGCCCAGCAAUAUGACAUGAUUCUCAGUUCAUUUGAACGUGCACUAUCUCUAGCAGAAAAUGAGGAACAAGCUGCAGAUGUGUGGUACAACUUGGGACAUGUAGCUGUGGGAAUAGGUGAUAGAAAUUUGGCUCAUCAAUGUUUCAAAUUGACUUUGGCUAACAACAACGACCAUGCAGAAGCCUAUAAUAACUUGGCUGUGUUGGAAAUGCAAAAAGGUCACAUUGAGCAGGCAAGAGUAUUUCUGCAGACGGCUUCAUCAAUAGCACCUCAUAUGUAUGAGCCACAUUUCAAUUUUGCUGUCUUAUCUGAAAAGGUUGGAGAUAUUCAGAGAAGUUAUAUAGAAGCUCAGAAGUCCAAAGAAAUUUUUCCAGAGCAUGUCGACUCUCAGCAACUUAUUAAUCAGUUAAAACAGCAUUUUGCCAGACUUUGAUGUACCUCCCACCAAAGAAAAUAAUCAUUUUUCUUCAAAAUUGCAGACUUACACAAAAUUACAAAGAAUUCUCAGAAUAUUUUUACAUUUAUAUAUUGAGAAUUUUAGUUAAACUGGGUGCAAGUUGAAGAUUGUUAUUCUCUUGGAUAGUUAAAAGCUGCUUUAGUAGAAUAUUAUCUUUUUAAAAAAGAAUCCCUGAAUAGUAGCAGCAUUCGUUUUAAGUAUGUUAAGUGAAGCAAGGCAAAUUUUAGUUUACCUCAUAAUGAGUAAUGGAAAUAUUUCCAAAUAAAGGAAACAGCUUAAAAAUAUAUCCUUGUUGUUUCAUUCCUUUUUCAAGGAAGCUUGAAUUUACUGCUUAAUUGUAAUGUUUUAUCUUGUUACAGUAAGCACAAAUGAAAAAUUGUUUAACUUUUUGUUGCACCAGAGCAGGUUUAGACUAUAACUUUUAUUUAGGAAAAUUAUGUGAAAAGCACAAAUGUUAAAAGCACCCAUAAAAGAUUAUUCAAGUUUGUAAAUGUGUUGAUGAACUAAGAAUGUACAUGUAUCCCUGUAUUGUUAAUACUCAAAAUCUGGUGUGUGCUGUCUCCAUGGGUCAGUUCAUGACACACUUUGCUCAUGAUUUUGGGAUUUAUGAAGGCUGUAUACUAAAAGGAAUGAUUGGUAUUUGCAAACCAGAGCUUAUUUCUUUCACUGUCUAAGUGGGCAUUAAUGAGGCAGCAGAAACAGAAAGAGAGCUACAGUUGGAUCUGUAGCUUCAAAGCAAUGAAAUUUAAGAGUGUGUACAAAUCUGAAUAUCUGACCCCAAUGGGAUAGGUUGCCUUGAGAAGGAAAGGCAAAAAAGCAGUGGCUAUGAAAUAUUUGCCCUCCUUAAUUUUCCUUCAUUUCUGAAUUCAAAUUGAAUUCUGGACAUUUGCAGUGAGAGUUUUGAGAAGGUGUAGAUCUGCAGUAAAUGAACUUCCAUCUCAUACCAUGGAUAUUUUUGACAACUGAUGCAUAUUCUGGUAUUUUUCCUACUGUUACUUUCAGUGAAGGAUCAUUUGUUUUAACUUUCAAGGGCAUUUGAUCCUUAAUAUGUAGAUAAAAUGCUUGGUUUAACUUUAUUUUACAUUACUUCCUCAUGUCUUUUUAUUGUUACAAGUAAUAAAUGCCAUUUAUCUUUGCAUCAUAUGUACAUCCAUAAAAUGUUAUUCGUUUGUUAACAUUAAAUAGCCUCUUUUUCCCAUAUAACCAUUCCUACUACUUAUAGAAAUUUCCAGCAUAUUUGCCUGAAGUUAAAAAAAAACUGUUAUUUUUCUAUUUAAAAAUACUACGAUUUAAAAAAAAAAACAGAACUAGGCAACUGUCAGCCACUAUCCAGACCAAUUUCCAAUUGUAAUUUAUCUUGUAGAUUAUUGUGCAGCUAAUAUUAGCAGUUUGCCAAAAGCAAACUCCUUCAUCUCUUUGAAAGGAGACAUUCCUAUCACUCAGUUUCCAUCUAGUUCCUUACUGGAGCCCACUUACUCAUUCUCCUGCUUCGUUUGCUAAAGCAAACAAAACUUUAAUAUUUCUGGCUCAAAUCAGAUGAUGAAAAGAAAUGGGAUAAAAUAUUAAGAGGUUUUUCUAAAUUUGUAGAGUUUUAGCCUCCUUCUAAUCAGGUUAAGUUUUCACCCUCUCUGUAAUCAAGGGUAUUUGAAUAUUUGCAAACAGCUAUUUGAAUAUGUAGCAUAUUAGUAUAUUCUUGUUAUAAGAGAUUAAUAGGAGCAUCAGAUCAAUAAGCCAGGCUUUAAUCUUUAGUCUUUCUGUAGUUUAUGUAAACAGCAAUGAGCAAGCAAAUCAGUUAGGCCUGAAGUAAUCCUCCUUUAGUUCAUUUAGCAUGGCAAAGCAUAAUAUGCUAUGCUGUCUCUAUGGGAGAUUUCUAAUAGAGCAAGUUAACCACUUCAUAUAGUGGCAAGCUUCCUGAAACAUAGCACCAUGUGUAUGACUUGUAACACAGUCUUCUUUAGUCAGCAUCCUUUACUGAUAAUAUCUGAUUGUCUUUGCCAGCGGAGAAAAUGGUACUGUUACACUGCUGCAACUAGAAUAAUCUAGUACAUUGGAAGAAUUGCUUUGAAGCUGCUGCCUAUAUUUAUACCCUUCUACAUAAAAGCAAUUAUUUUAUAUUAAGUAACAUUAAAAAUGUAGAAAAAUAA
Molecule: messenger RNA, 3752 nt
Organism: Thamnophis sirtalis
Lineage: Eukaryota; Metazoa; Chordata; Lepidosauria; Squamata; Natricidae
Gene: TTC8
Product: tetratricopeptide repeat domain 8
Biological process (GO): non-motile cilium assembly
Cellular component (GO): ciliary basal body; BBSome; non-motile cilium
Molecular function (GO): protein binding
Source: RefSeq, a predicted model, not a curated record